Messenger RNA from Cutaneotrichosporon cavernicola, 1056 nucleotides. RefSeq lists its product as uncharacterized. Lineage: Eukaryota; Fungi; Basidiomycota; Tremellomycetes; Trichosporonales; Trichosporonaceae. The record is from RefSeq and is a predicted model, not a curated record. The coding region runs from base 1 to 1056 and encodes 351 amino acids. The transcript is spliced from 2 exons.
AUGUUCCCACUCUUGCUCGAACCACUGGCCCCGGCGCGCCCCGAGGUCGCCAAGGCUGCUUAUACUGCUUGCGGCUGUGUGCACCACCGCGCCCAGCCCACGUCGACCCCAUCCUCCCCGAUCCCAGCGACGUGUAGCCCAGCCGAACGGUCCCGCCUCUUCGCCGAGGCUUCCGAGGCCCGCCGCCGUCACAAUCAGUGUCGUGACUGGGCGUCUGUCGUCUCGGGCGCAGCACGCGACGCAGUCCACUUUAAUGUCGUCGAACAUGAAUCGCCGUAUUCGAGCGGUCAACGCAGCCUCCCCGCGUUCUACUAUGACGCGGACUGCCCCCCGAACAAAACCGACGUGAAACCCCGUGCGAAAUGGCCUAGCAUCAAGGUCGAGGAGGAGGAGGAGGACUACAGUGAGGAGGAUGACGACGAGGACGAAGAGGACGACGAGGACGACGAGGACGAGCCUAUAGGAUUAGGAAUAGGACUCGGCUUGACACUUGGAUUCCAGCAUUACCGGCCUCAAGACGAAAUUCCCGACUACCACUACGCUCGUGUCGAGGUGCUGGAUGACAAGCCACAGCGGCUGUAUGUCGAGCCGCACUUGGAGGGCUCGGCUUUGCGGAAGCGUCGCCGUUCGCUACAUGCUGCGGCGCCAGUCGCCCAGCGGGUCAAACUCGAGCCUCUCUCGCCGCCGUUAAGCUCCGUGCCGGCUGUGCCGAGCCACAGUCACGAUCGUCGCACGGUGCGUCUGAACCGAUCACGCGAGAGCGCGCCUCGGCAUGUGCACGGGCGCCAUGGCCAGGAGCGCGUCCGCCCUCAUUCCUCGCAUCCCACGCAUCCCAAUUCGCCUCAUGACAAUGCCCGCUCACAACCUGCGACCAAUACCACAGCGAGGGCCGACGCCGAACAUGGCCGAGCUGCAGACCAGGACUCUCCAGACCAGGACUCUCCGAAGCGAAUCUGCGAUCCCCUCCCUAGCAUCGGCGGUCUGUGGUGCGCCCUGGAAACGAGACACCACUCGUCGUCGCACUCAUCCUCUUCAAAGGCACACAAGGGGCCAUAA